CCUGUGUAAAAAGAUGAACUGGUUUAAUGGAAGUAUACCUGAAGCCAUACAGAGAUCUAAGCAACAGAAAGUUCUGUUUAUUGUUUACAUUUAUGGACAAAAUGACAUGUCAACAGAGAUGGAUAAAGUGUGGAAUGAUCCAGAAGUUCUGACAUUGUGCAAUAGUAGUGGAAGUGUUGCUAUAAAACUGGCAGCAAACAGUGAGGCUUGUGGACAUUUUUCACAGAUCUUUCCUGUUGUGGUUGUGCCCUCUACAUAUUUCAUUGGGGUCAAUGGGGCUCCUAUUGAGGUGGCCGCAGGACACAAAGAGAAGGGGGAGUUCAUUCAAGUCAUUCAGAAUGUGAUCAAGUUACACAAUGAUCAGUUGGCUGAAACCCAGCCUGGCCCCCCAACUGCAGUGGUACAGCCCAACACAUCUGCAGCACAAAGCACAGCACCAAACACAGCACCAAGCACAGCACCAAACACAUCAACACAGUCAGCACAGAUAGAAAAACCACCUCUGGAGGAAAGAGUGCAAAAAGCUAAAGAGAAGAUGGAAAUGAAGAGAGAGGAAAAAGAGAAACUUGAAAAAGAGAAAGAGAAAGAAGAGGAAAAAGAAAGACGGAAGCUUGGAAAAGAUUUACAGAAACUAAAGGAAUUUCAGAAGGAGAGGGAAUUGAAGGAUUCUGUGGAGCAGAUGAGGAAAGAAAAAGCUGAAGAGAAGCGUCAAAGAGACAAAAUCAGGGAGCAGAUAGCUAGAGACAGGGAGGAGAGGGCAGCUCGCUUCAGAAAGGAGACACAGGAACAGAAACUGGCGGCAGAAGAGAAAAAACAGGCACAAAUAUCGGCCCGACAAAAACUCACACAGGAAGAGGAGGCCAAGAAAAUGGAGACAGCUCGGAUCCAGGUGCGGCUUCCUGAUGGAACAUCUUUAUCCAACACAUUCCCGUCCUCUGAUAUACUGCAGAGUGUUUAUUCUGUAGUCUCAGGACAUAUUGGUGCUGAUGUUACCCUUUCUACUGUCUAUCCAAAGAGAAUCUUUACACAAGAUGACAUGUCACAGACACUGCUCUCUCUUAAUCUGGUUCCCUCCUCAGUGUUAAUAGCUGUGCCGCGAAAAUCCAAUGUGAUAUCCAGUCCAGGCAACCCAGGUGGUGGAAUUCUGGCUCUUAUUUUGGCUCCAUUUUUAUUUUUGUGGAACAUGAUUCGAGUUUUUCUGUUUGGUGGACCAUCACAAGCAAAAUCAGAGGAUGCUCCUCCAGCCACAGAGGAAUCUCAGCCCUCAUCUCAAAGAAGGCCCAGACCACAGACGGCCUACCAGAGGAGACCAAUCCGUGCAGAUGGAAAUGUCCGAAGGUUGACAGACAUGAGAGAUGAUGAUGAUGAAAAUGCCACAUGGAAUGGGAACUCAACCCAACAAAUGUAGGAACCAAUCAGAAAAAUUCUUAACAGCUCUAACAACCAAUCAGAAAGAAAAACAAAAACUAUUAUGUUCAUUUGAAUCAGCCAGGUGUUGGUGUUGUAGACCAGAAUCUUAUACUGAUGUGUAAUAAUGACCAAGCCAAGUAUAUAGUGUUUAAAAUAGUAUUUCUAUCACAGAACACUUUAGAUUCUAGUACUUUGUACGUUUUGAAAUGUCUUCUUUUAAAACAAAAAAAAAUGAAAUCAGAGAGAUUCCGUUGCAUGAGGAUGUCCUGGAAGGACCUCAUUAUGUUUAUGUAUAAAUCAUGUCUGUCAGUUAAUUUAUUAUGGUGCAUCUUCCUUAUCCAAGGGAAUCCAGUUCGCUCUGCUCCCUACAAAGUUAAUGUCAGCAGAGCAGAUCGUAAAUCCUUGGAUAGCGAAGAUUAUUGUGGUGUUAGAAGAGGAAAUGUAGUAAUUGUUUUUUGGUAUUUUUUGUUUUCUUUCAAAUAAACUUUUGAAAACAAUUA
This is a messenger RNA of Saccostrea echinata, 1910 nucleotides long. Its product is annotated as UBX domain-containing protein 4-like. Gene Ontology annotation, molecular function: protein binding. The coding region runs from base 14 to 1408 and encodes 464 amino acids. The transcript is spliced from 12 exons. NCBI's taxonomy places the organism in Eukaryota, Metazoa, Mollusca, Bivalvia, Ostreida, Ostreidae. The record is from RefSeq and is a predicted model, not a curated record.